Molecule: messenger RNA, 2333 nt
Organism: Artibeus jamaicensis (Jamaican fruit-eating bat)
Lineage: Eukaryota; Metazoa; Chordata; Mammalia; Chiroptera; Phyllostomidae
Gene: ARID5A
Product: AT-rich interaction domain 5A
Exons: 8
Coding region: 169-1968 (599 amino acids)
Biological process (GO): regulation of transcription by RNA polymerase II
Cellular component (GO): nucleus
Molecular function (GO): transcription cis-regulatory region binding
Source: RefSeq, a predicted model, not a curated record
GUCUGCGGGCUAUGGGUAACCAGAGCACCUGACUCCAGGAUAUCUUUCCUGAGUGUGGUCCAGGCAGAGGUCACCAACCCUGGAACUCCAGCAGAAGGGACUAGAGAUCCUCUGGCCCAGUGGCUCUCAACCUGGCUGCCCUCUGGGAUGCCCUGGUGACCUUUCAACAUGCACGGCCCCAGGAAAAGGAAACAGUCAGAGGGGGGUGACCCCUUAGACCCACCUGUGUCCCCUCAACCUGACGGUGAGCAGAGCAGGAGCCAGAGCCCAAUCCAGCUGGAGGACUCCCCUGAGGCAGGCGGGGAGCUGGAGGAGGAGCAGGAGCGAGAGGAGGAGCAGGCUUUCCUGGUCAGCCUCUACAAGUUCAUGAAGGAGCGACACACACCCAUUGAGAGGCUGCCUCAUCUUGGCUUCAAGCAGAUUAACCUGUGGAAGAUCUACAAGGCAGUGGAGAAACUGGGGGCCUAUGAGAUGGUGACCGGCCGCCGUCUCUGGAAGAACGUGUAUGACGAGCUGGGGGGCAGCCCAGGCAGCACCAGUGCGGCCACGUGCACACGCCGCCACUAUGAGAGGCUUGUCCUUCCAUACGUGCGGCACCUGAAGGGAGAGGAUGACAAGCCACUGCCUCCCUCCAAGCCCAGGAAGCAAUAUAAAAUGGCCAAGGAGCCUCGGGGGGACGAUGGGGCCGCCGAGAGGCCAAAGAAGGCCAAGGAGGAGAAACCAGUGGGCCAGAUGAUGCCAGCAAAGAACAAGAUGGAUACAGUCGAUCUGGUGAGACCCCUCAGCCAAGAGUACCCCCAGGAUGACCCUGAACAGCCAGGCCCAGCUCUUGGGUCCUCUCUACCCUUUGUGGGUGUCAGUGGCUGCCCUGAGGCCUACAAGCGGCUCCUGUCCAACUUUUACUGCAAAGGCACCCAUGGGAUCAUGUCGCCACUGGCCAAAAAGAAGCUCCUGGCUCAGGUGAGCCGGGCAGAAGCCUUGCGUUGCCGGGAGGAGAGCUGCUGCCACGGGACAGGCAGCCCCGAUGGGGAGCCCCCGGUGUCCCCCGCUGCUCGCCCCCCAGAGAGUCCCCGGAGCCCAGGAGGGCCACCUGAGAACCACAGGCACCGGCUGGCCCCUCAGGAGGGACCACAGGCCUCUGGUGGCAGCCUCAGGGAGGAGGCUCAGGAGGGCCCCCACCCACCGGCCCCUGUCUUCACUGGCUGUUUCCACGCCUAUCCCACCAAGGUUCUGAAGCCCAUCAGCCAGCACCCCCGGGACUUCUUUCCCCAUCUCAAAGAUGGGGUGCUUUUGGGGUCCCCUGGCAAAGAGGAGGGGCUGCCAGUGAAAGCGCCCUCGCUGGUAUGGGGUGGGGAUAUCAACCGUCCUUCUGCAUUCCACAGAGGUGACUCCAGAAAAGGCAACCUCUAUCCCAAGCCCAAAGCCUGCUGGGUGUCCCCCAUGGCCAAGGUUCCUGCCGAGAGCCCCAUGCCCCUGCCCACUUUCCCCAGCAGCCCAGGCCUCAGCAAGCGUGGCCAGGAGGAAGAGGGCUUUGCCCCUGGUGGCAAAAAACUGCGGGCAGUGUCUCCCUUUCUCAAGGAGGUGGAUGCCAAGGAGUACGGGGUCAAGUCCAUGGGGCCAGGCUUGGCUGUCUCCUGCCUGCUGAGCCCAGCCCUGGGGCCUGCCCUCCCAGAUACCUACAGGGGCACCAUGCUGCGCUGCCCACUGAACUUCACCAGCACCCCUGACCCCUUAAAAGGCCAGGCUACGCUCCCCUUCAGCCCCCUGGUCAUCCCAGCCUUCCCAGCUCACUUCCUGGCCACUACAGCACCCCCGCCCAUGGCCACUGGCCUUAUGCACUUUCCCCCACCAUCCUUUGACAGUGCCCUCCGCCAUAGACUUUGCCCAGCCUCGUCUGCAUGGCACAUGCCACCUGCCACAACCUAUGCAGCGCCCCACUUCUCUUUCCACCUUAACACCAAGUUGUAGGUCGGAGCUUGCUAUUCCGUGGAGGGUCUGACACAUACCCCCCGAGAUGGGAGGUACUGCCAGGGGGCUCUGGGCUGGAAGCGCAUUCUGCAGGAGAGCUCGGCUGUGCCCAACGCAGGAACGGGCCCUCGGCAGGGCAGCCUAACACAGAGGGAGGCCGUGGGAAAACCGGGCUUGUCUCACGGUCACAGCCUGAGUCUGGGGGCUGGGGAUCCAGUUGUGGGAAGGCCUUGGGAGGAGACAGUGCAGGGCUGGGGCCCCCAGAGUGGAGGCCAGUAAUGGGGUGAGGGGCUGAGAAGCCGGACAGCAGCUUGGGGCAUCCAGGUACACACAGAAAACCCAAUAAAAUGCCAGUGUAAACCCAC